Molecule: messenger RNA, 477 nt
Organism: Varanus komodoensis (Komodo dragon)
Lineage: Eukaryota; Metazoa; Chordata; Lepidosauria; Squamata; Varanidae
Gene: SPMIP10
Product: testis expressed 43
Exons: 4
Coding region: 10-405 (131 amino acids)
Source: RefSeq, a predicted model, not a curated record
UCCUUCAGCAUGAGUAAUUCAAAAGCUGCAGCCCCCCAGGGGUCUAAAGCCAAUGUAGCUUCUAAGGCAGUCAACACUGAUCUGACAGGGCUUAUUCAUUGCCACUUGCCAAGAUUUUCAUACAGACAUGGGAUGUUUCCAAGGCUCUAUACAAUGCCCUGGAAGCAAGAUAUGAAGUAUCGAAAGUUGAUUUUAAAGCAUGCUAACAAUGUUGGGCUCUAUACUGGCGCUCCUGAAGACACUCUGUUUUUGGACAAAUGUGAGAGACACUGCCAUGGAGAAGACCGAAAGCAGCUUCUAAAGAAGGUCCCACAGCAAAUGACAGUUGUAGACAUUCCCAUCUACUCUCAUCUCUCUCGAUACCACAAGUCCAUGGUGGCUUAUGGCUUCAGAAUCAAACUCUGAGCUGCUUUGUUUACAGAUUAAGAGCCACCAUCCAACAUGAUCACAGUCUCAACAAGAUUUUAAGAGGUGCGA